AUGAGGCACGAAUCGCAGGAAGUACGAACCGCGUUUGGCGGACGGCGGCUCGCUCGUUCCCUGGCUUCCCUUUUCUUCGCAGUAGUCUUUUUAUGCUGCACUUGUGCAGAUUCUACUAUUGGCGCUGCUCAGGGUCCUUCAAACCUCGCAGAAAAAGGCCAUUACAGCCCCUUAGGGGCUCCCACAGAUUACAGUGCGUACCAGCUGGGCGACGGCACGCUCACUUACCCGACGGGCGAAUACGAUGAAGACUUUGUCACACUUCCCGAGCGUCCACAUGAUCCUGUACAUAGGGCUCCCCGGCAGGAGCAGGUGAAGGUGGAGCGCCACGUAGUCUUUGUGGCCGAGGGACGACCCCAAGUGCCUGUAGUGAAGGGGCGUGGAUUUUUCAUAUUGGGCUUGAUCAUGCUCGCGAUGUGCAUCUCCGCGAUUCACAGCGAUCCUCGUGGCAGGAAUGCAGGCUUUUUGGAGGGGGUUUCGAUGAACGCGCGAAACUUAGUGGCCUUCAGGGAUCUCACCCGCAGUCUGUUUGUGGUUCUAACGGCGAUUACUUCCCCAUUACUCAUUGCUUGGGGAGCCAAGCGCCUCAUCAAGACCCUCCCGGCCUACGUUAAAUGGGCCAAAGACAACGAUGAAUUCGGCCUAGGGUACAUGGCACUGAUGUUUCUCUAUAUCUGGAUGUUCUUCUUCGAUUCAAAGGGACAAGCGUAG
This is a messenger RNA of Eimeria necatrix, 711 nucleotides long. RefSeq lists its product as hypothetical. The coding region runs from base 1 to 711 and encodes 236 amino acids. NCBI's taxonomy places the organism in Eukaryota, Apicomplexa, Conoidasida, Eucoccidiorida, Eimeriidae. The transcript has a single exon. The record is from RefSeq and is a predicted model, not a curated record.